Molecule: messenger RNA, 2577 nt
Organism: Chanos chanos (milkfish)
Lineage: Eukaryota; Metazoa; Chordata; Actinopteri; Gonorynchiformes; Chanidae
Gene: kcnq2b
Product: potassium voltage-gated channel, KQT-like subfamily, member 2b
Exons: 15
Coding region: 1-2577 (858 amino acids)
Biological process (GO): potassium ion transmembrane transport
Cellular component (GO): membrane; voltage-gated potassium channel complex
Molecular function (GO): voltage-gated potassium channel activity
Source: RefSeq, a predicted model, not a curated record
AUGGUGCAAAAAUCCCGCAACGGCGGGGUCUACCCCGGCCCUCAAGCCGAGAAGAAACUCAAGGUGGGCUUUGUGGGGCUAGAGGCUGGCGCGACCGACUCGAAUCGAGAUGGAGCGCUUCUCAUAGCUGGAGCUGAGGAAACAAAGCGAGGCAGCAUCUUGAGCAAGCAACGGUCCAGCAUCUCCGGCAAAAAGCCCCCGAAAAGAAAUGCCUUCUAUCGACGACUACAGAAUUUCCUCUACAAUGUCUUGGAGAGACCGCGAGGCUGGGCGUUCAUUUACCAUGCAUAUGUUUUCCUGCUGGUCUUCUCCUGUCUGGUCCUUUCUGUGUUCUCCACCAUUAGAGAGUAUGAGAAGAGUUCUGAGGAUGCUCUGUAUAUUCUGGAAAUCGUGACGAUCGUGGUGUUUGGAGUGGAGUAUAUUGUGAGGAUCUGGUCUGCUGGAUGCUGCUGUAGGUACAGAGGAUGGAGAGGAAGACUGAAAUUUGCACGGAAACCUUUCUGUGUGAUCGACAUCAUGGUGCUGAUUGCGUCCAUCUCCGUGCUGGCGGCCGGCACGCAGGGGAACGUCUUUGCCACAUCUGCCAUCAGGAGUCUCCGCUUCCUUCAGAUCCUGCGAAUGAUCCGCAUGGACCGCCGUGGAGGAACGUGGAAGCUUCUGGGAUCUGUCGUUUAUGCUCACAGCAAGGAACUGAUCACAGCCUGGUACAUUGGCUUUCUGUGCCUGAUCCUGGCCUCGUUCCUGGUCUAUCUGGCAGAGAAGGAAGAUAACGAGAUGUUUGAGACCUAUGCGGAUGCACUCUGGUGGGGCCUGAUUACUCUGACCACCAUUGGCUAUGGUGAUAAAUACCCAAUAACGUGGAAUGGUCGUCUCCUUGCCGCGACGUUCACCCUGAUCGGCGUGUCCUUCUUCGCUCUGCCAGCGGGAAUCCUGGGCUCAGGCUUUGCCUUGAAAGUUCAGGAGCAACAUCGUCAGAAACACUUUGAGAAACGUCGUAAUCCAGCUGCCGGCCUAAUCCAGGCUGCCUGGAGAUUUUAUGCCACUAAUCUGAACCGCACAGACCUGCAGUCUACCUGGGACUACUAUGAGAGAACCGUAUCUGUCCCCAUGUACAGUUCUUCUUCUUCUACCAUUCAAUUCUGCAGACUCAUUCCUCCCCUUAAUCAGCUGGAUCUGCUCCGAAACCUGAAGAGCAAAUCUGGACUCUCCUUCAGGAAGGAUGCUCAACCAGAACCCUCCCCCAGUCAGAAGGUCAGUCUGAAGGAGAGAGUAUUCUCCAGUCCACGGAGCUCUGGCACCAAAGGCAAGGGCUCCCCCCAGGGCCAGCAGCCCCUCAGACGCUCACCCAGCGCUGACAACAGCAUCGAAGACAGCCCCUCCAAAGUGCCCAAGAGCCUGAGCUUUGGCGACCGCAGCCGGGCCCGCCAAGCCUUCCGGUUCAAAGGUGCCGCCUCGCGGCAGAACUCAGAAGAAGCCAGUCUUCCUGGAGAAGAUAUUGUCGAUGACAAUAAGAGCUGUCACUGUGAGUUCGUUCCCCAGGAUCUGACCCCAUCACUCAAAGUUACCAUCAGAGCUGUGUGCAUAAUGAGAUUUAUGGUAUCAAAGCGAAAAUUUAAGGAGAGCCUCCGGCCAUACGAUGUCAUGGACGUUAUUGAACAGUACUCGGCUGGUCACCUAGAUAUGCUGGCCAGGAUUAAGAACCUACAGUCCAGAGUUGACCAGAUUGUUGGUAGAGGUGCUCCAAUGACAGAUAAGGACCGCCCCAAAGGUACUGCAGAGACAGAGAUACCAGAGGACCCCAGCAUGAUGGGACGACUGGUGAAGGUGGAAAAACAGGUCAUGUCUAUGGAGAGGAAACUGGACUUCUUGGUCAACAUCUACAUCCAGCGGAUGGGUAUCCCUCAGUCAGAGACAGAUGCCUACUUUGGCUCCAAGGAGCCUGAUCCGGCACCUCCCUACCACAGCCCUGUGGAACACAUGGAAAAAAGCGGCUCCAUCACUAAGAUCAUCCGUUCCAACAGCUCUGCAGGCCAGAAGAACUUUGAUCCUCCACCCUCCACCUGCUCCAACCAGGCCCAAUGCCCACCAUCCACGUCCUGGCAUCCUCACCCCUUACCUGAGCCCACCCAGCGCAGCCAAGGUGCCUCCCCAGUCGGGGAUCCAUCCCUGGUGCGCAUCCCUCCUCCGCCAGCCAACGAACGCUCCUCUGGCGGGCACAAUGGAAGCUCACGUGGGGGUGGAGGUCAUCAUUCCCGUGGCGGCGCUGGUGAAGAAGGGAAAAUGCAGGGCCAAUCACAGCAGCAGGGUGGGGCUGACAGUGACACGUCCAUUUCCAUCCCCUCAGUGGAUCACGAGGAGCUGGAGCGUUCCUUUAGCGGCUUCAGCAUCUCCCAGUCCAAGGAGAACCUGGACUUUCUCAACAACGUGUACUUCAGCGGUGUGGCCCGCUGCGCUAAGGUACGGCCGUACAUUGCCGAGGGUGAGUCUGACACCGACUCUGAGCUGUGUGCCCCCUCACCGCAUUCCGCCACCGGAGACGGGGUGUACGGCGACAGAGGCUGGUCUGGCCCCAAGUAA